Venturia canescens is the source of this 1182-nucleotide messenger RNA. Its product is annotated as cell wall integrity and stress response component 3. The record is from RefSeq and is a predicted model, not a curated record. Bases 1 to 1182 code for a protein of 393 amino acids. Lineage: Eukaryota; Metazoa; Arthropoda; Insecta; Hymenoptera; Ichneumonidae. The transcript is spliced from 5 exons.
AUGAGGGGGAGAAAAAAGAAUGAUACAGUGACAAAAUCAUUGGAAAAAAAAAGGAAGAGAACAACACGAUCAAAUAAAAGCAGCAAAAAUGAUUUCGAGUCCUUGGAAAACGUCAAGUUGAAAAAAUCAACAAAAAAAAUUGCUGCAUCAAAAAUUGAGAACUCAGAUACCCAGCAUAAGUCACCUAAUAAGGAUUGUGACGACAAUGCACAGAAAAUGAGUGACUCUAUUUCGAUUGCCAAUGAGCUUCAAACAAAUUCUGCAACAGCAAUGACCAGCGUCGUAACAAAUUCUUCAACAGCAAUGACCAGCGUCGUAACAAAUUCUUCAACAGCAAUGACCAGCGUCGUAACAAAUUCUUCAACAGCAAUGACCAGCAUCGUAACAAAUUCUUCAACAGCAAUGACCAGCGUCGUUACAAAUUCUUCAUUUAUCAGCAGUGAUACAAUUUCUCCAGCAGUAACUACCAGCGUCAAUACCAAUUCUUCACUAGUAAUUACCAGCGUUGAUACAAAUUCUUCACCGGUAACUACCAGCGUCAAUACAAAUGCUUCACCAAGAAUUACUAGCGUCGAUAUAAAUCCUUCACCAGUGAUUAUCAGCGUUGAAACAACUUUUUCACCAGUAACUACCAGCGUUGAAACAACUUCUUCACCAGUAACUAGCAGCGUUGAAACAACUUCUUCACCAGUACCUACCAGCGUCAAUACAAAUUCUUCACCAGUAAUUACCAGUGUUGAUAAAAAUUCUUCACCGGCAAUUCUCGAGGAUAGUUUCACUUUAUCAGAGCUUGGAUUCGAAAACGAUCAACCAGUGGAAAUACAAAAUAUCGAUGAUGUCAUCAAUAAUCUCGAUGAUCCUGAACUGACUAUCGACAAUGAAGACGAUAGCACGGUGGACAUGAAUUGGGAGAACGACACUAAUUCUGGAAAUUAUCGGAGUAUAAUACCUACCCAAGAAAUCGAAGUUGAUGAAAUACAAAACAGCUCUCAAGUCGAGGAAGAAAGUGAUAAAGAAAAUCAGAAUGACAACGUGAAUUCAACUGUUGAAGAUCCCAAUGAUAAAACGUUUGAUGCUUCCAAUCAACAACAAGAUCAUUCAGCGACUACGAGCAAUUUUUCGGAAUCGAAUAUCAAUGAAACGACAGUUUCGACUGAGGCAUCAAUGAAGAAAUUAAUCUAA